This is a messenger RNA of Anolis sagrei ordinatus, 3216 nucleotides long. Its product is annotated as transitional endoplasmic reticulum ATPase-like. Lineage: Eukaryota; Metazoa; Chordata; Lepidosauria; Squamata; Anolidae. Gene Ontology annotation, biological process: autophagosome maturation; retrograde protein transport, ER to cytosol; mitotic spindle disassembly. Gene Ontology annotation, cellular component: VCP-NPL4-UFD1 AAA ATPase complex; nucleus; cytosol. Gene Ontology annotation, molecular function: polyubiquitin modification-dependent protein binding; ATP binding; ATP hydrolysis activity. The record is from RefSeq and is a predicted model, not a curated record.
CGGAGCAGGGGCCGAGGACGAGCCGGAGAGGGGCCCGCAAGCCGCUGCCGCCGCCGCCAUGCCCGCCACGGGAGGGGAGGCCAAGGGAGAGGAUUAUUCCACAGCUAUCCUCCGGCAGAAACAUCGUCCGAAUCGCCUCAUUGUGGAUGAAGCUGCCAAUGAGGACAACAGUAUUGUGAGCCUGUCCCAGGCCAAGAUGGAGGAACUGCACUUGUUCCGGGGAGACACAGUGCUGCUGAAGGGAAAGAAGCGCCGGGAGACCGUGUGCAUUGUUCUCACAGAUGACUCCUGCCAGAGCGAGAAGAUCCGCAUGAACCGUGUAACCCGUAACAACCUCCGUGUGCGUCUUGGAGAUGUGGUCAGUGUGCAGGCCUGCCCAGAUGUGAAAUAUGGAAAACGGAUCCAUGUCCUGCCCAUUGAUGACACUAUUGCAGGCUUGACUGGGAAUCUUUUUGAAGUUUACCUGAAACCCUACUUUCUGGAAGCCUAUCGACCUGUGCACAAAGGUGACAUUUUUCUGGUGCGAGGUGGAAUGAGAGCUGUGGAAUUUAAAGUCGUAGAGGUGGAUCCCAGCCCUCACUGCAUUGUUGCUCCUGACACCAUUAUCCACUGUGAAGGGGAGCCCAUCAAACGAGAAGAUGAAGAGGAGAGCCUCAAUGAUGUUGGCUAUGAUGACAUUGGAGGCUGCCGUAAACAACUGGCCCAGAUCAAGGAGAUGGUGGAGCUUCCCUUGCGACACCCAGCACUCUUCAAAGCUAUCGGUGUGAAGCCUCCACGAGGGAUUCUUCUCUACGGCCCUCCUGGCACUGGAAAAACCCUUGUGGCCCGUGCAGUUGCAAAUGAAACCGGAGCAUUCUUUUUCCUUAUCAAUGGUCCAGAGAUCAUGAGCAAGUUGGCUGGGGAGUCAGAGAGCAACUUGCGCAAAGCCUUUGAAGAGGCUGAGAAGAAUGCCCCAGCCAUCAUCUUUAUUGAUGAACUAGAUGCCAUUGCUCCUAAGAGAGAGAAGACUCAUGGGGAAGUGGAACGGCGCAUCGUCUCCCAGCUGCUCACGCUCAUGGAUGGCUUGAAACAGCGGUCGCAUGUGAUAGUCAUGGCUGCUACCAAUAGGCCCAACAGUAUUGAUCCUGCCCUUCGCCGGUUUGGGCGGUUUGAUCGAGAAAUUGACAUUGGAAUCCCAGAUUCAGUGGGAAGACUGGAAAUCUUACAGAUUCAUACCAAGAAUAUGAAGCUAGCUGAUGAUGUGGACCUGGAGAGGGUGGCCAAUGAGACCCACGGGCACGUGGGUGCUGACCUGGCAGCUCUGUGUUCGGAGGCAGCUCUCCAAGCAAUCCGUAAGAAGAUGAGCGUCAUUGACCUGGAGGAUGACACCAUUGAUGCUGACAUCCUCAAUUCCAUGGCUGUCACUAUGGAUGAUUUCCAGUGGGCCCUUGGUCAGAGCAACCCUUCAGCCCUUCGGGAGACUGUGGUGGAAGUGCCACAGGUGUCCUGGGAUGAUAUUGGGGGCCUGCAGGAAGUCAAACGGGAGUUACAGGAGCUGGUACAGUUCCCUGUGGAAUAUCCUGAUAAGUUCUUGAAGUUUGGAAUGACACCUUCUCGGGGUGUUCUCUUCUAUGGACCACCUGGCUGUGGCAAGACUUUGUUGGCCAAGGCCAUUGCAAACGAAUGCCAAGCCAACUUUGUUUCCAUCAAGGGCCCUGAGCUCCUCACCAUGUGGUUUGGAGAGAGUGAGGCCAACGUCCGUGAUGUCUUUGACAAGGCCCGGCAAGCUGCUCCCUGUAUACUGUUUUUUGAUGAGCUGGACUCUAUUGCCAAAGCUCGGGGUGGUGGAGCAGGUGAUGGUGGAGGUGCAGCUGACCGUGUCAUCAACCAGAUCCUCACAGAAAUGGAUGGCAUGACUAAUAAGAAGACAGUUUUCAUCAUAGGUGCCACCAACAGACCUGACAUCAUUGAUCCAGCCAUCCUCCGCCCAGGGCGCCUAGAUCAGCUCAUCUACAUCCCGUUGCCUGACGAGAAAUCCCGUGUGGCCAUUCUGCAAGCCAACUUGCGAAAGUCACCAGUUGCCAAGGAUGUGGAUUUGAAUUAUCUAGCCAAGAUCACACAUGGCUUCUCAGGGGCUGACCUCACUGAAAUAUGCCAGCGGGCUUGCAAGCUUGCCAUCCGUGAAGCAAUUGAGAUGGAGAUCAAGGCAGAGCGGGAACGGCAGCGUUCGAAAUAUGCUGCUAUGGACGAUGAUUAUGAUCCUGUGCCAGAAAUCAGACGUGAUCACUUUGAGGAAGCGAUGCGUUUUGCACGCCGUUCAGUCAGUGAUAAUGACAUACGCAAGUAUGAGAUGUUUGCUCAGACACUACAGCAAAGCCGUGGCUUUGGGAAUUUCAGGUUUCCAUCUGGAAAGCAGAGUGGCAGUAGUGGUGGCAGUGGGAGUGGUGGUGGCGGCGGCGGCAGCAGCAGCGGUGGCCAAGGAAAUCUCUUUCAGGAGGAAGGGGAUGAUGACCUCUACAACUGAUGGUGCAAGAAACACAUGGCCCUGUAGUGUCCAUAGUUCUUGUACUCUUUAAUAUAAGAUGUGGUGCUUGAGGGCCAACACCGAUUGCACCCUCGUAACAUAUCUAUUGAGCUAUUACAGCCAAAACACCUCAGAGGCCUGUUCCUGACACACAAGGCCCAACCCCUCAAUCAGUGGCUUCCCCUUGGCUUGGCCACUGCAAGACGUUCAUAGCUUUCCCAGUGCUUCUGCUUAUUGGAUGUUAAAAUAGUACCCAUAUCGGCCGCUAGGGGGAACCAAAUCCCAAAGCAGCUGGUGUCAGAACCCCAAACUGUCUGCUGGAUCAGAUCAAAGCUUUGUUUCAGCAGCAACCAGCAAGAUACUUCUCAGAAGGCAGACACGUGAUGCAAAUCUGUUCAUAUAUCUCACUGUGUCUCAUCUCAAAACAUCCCACAAUAAUUCCUUUCCUUGCAGUAUGAGUGCCCCCCGCCAAGUUUACCAAAAGGGAGCUGCCCUAUUCCCACCAAAUUCUGCUUGCUUGCUGGCCAGCCUGGCCUAUUAGGUGUUCUUCCCCCACUGCUACGUUAGCUUUCCAAGCCUCCAUCAUGCAUGACACCUAUGAAUUCCAGUUUGUGUUUUCAAGUGACAAGAUUUUUGAAUCUCCAAUAAACUGACACCAUGUAUGUCGAUUGCGCUGGGAGGAAUCCAUAAUAAAAGAUGCCAGGUGAUCCAUG